Molecule: messenger RNA, 2546 nt
Organism: Bacillus rossius redtenbacheri
Lineage: Eukaryota; Metazoa; Arthropoda; Insecta; Phasmatodea; Bacillidae
Product: transducin beta-like protein 3
Exons: 15
Coding region: 127-2490 (787 amino acids)
Biological process (GO): endonucleolytic cleavage in 5'-ETS of tricistronic rRNA transcript (SSU-rRNA, 5.8S rRNA, LSU-rRNA); endonucleolytic cleavage to generate mature 5'-end of SSU-rRNA from (SSU-rRNA, 5.8S rRNA, LSU-rRNA)
Cellular component (GO): small-subunit processome; nucleolus; 90S preribosome
Molecular function (GO): U3 snoRNA binding; protein binding
Source: RefSeq, a predicted model, not a curated record
AUCUUUGGUUUGUUUAUAAAUAUAAUUGCGCACACAAAAAGAUUUGUAUUAUAUGGUGUGGUUUUUGGGAUGGGAGUCUAUAAUAACUGUAUUCUUUAUUAAUUAAUAAUUUUUACAAACUCAACUAUGUCGGUAAAGAAACAACUUAAAGAAGCCUUCGAGGUGGCGGCGCAGUACGGAGCGUUCUUCACGGGGGGCGUGGUCCAGUGGUCGCAGACCGGGCAGGAGCUGCUGUGCCAGUGCGGCGCGGCGGUGCAGGUGGUGGGGGUGGCGGAGGGCCGUGUGGUGUCCACUCUGGGCGAUGCCCCCGACGCAGAGCACGGAGACGACGAGGAGGCGGUGGUGGACGCCAUCAGCACCUUCGUGCUCAGCCCGGACGACAGCAUAGUUGUGGCCAGCCACCGCAGCGGCCUGUUCCGCCUCUGGCACUGGCGAGAGGCCCGGCUGGACAAGACGUGGCGCAGCGUGCACAAGGGCCCCGUGGCUCGUCUCGCUCUGAGCGCGGACGCCGUGCUGCUGGCGUCGGGGGGCAGCGACUCCAGUGUGCGUGUCUGGGACCUGCAGCACCAGGCGUGUGUCCUCAGCCUGCGCGGGGCGCAGGGCGUGGUCAGCGCGCUGCAGUUCCACCGCUGCGAGGGCAGACUGCUGGUGCUGGCAGCGGCAGACGACCUGGUGAUCCACGCCUGGGACGCCGUCACCGGGGAGCACACCCUGGGCCUCUCCGGCCACUUCAGCACGGUCACCGGCCUGGCGGCGCACCCUGACGGCCGGCGGCUCACCAGCUGCGGUCGGGACAAGGUGCUGGUGGUGUGGGACCUGGGGGCGGGCACCAAGGAGCGCACGCUGCCCCUGUACGAGGGCCUGGAGAGCGCGGUGGCGCUGCCCGGCACGCUGUCCCUGCCGGGCGUGCAGCAGCCCUGCGGUGCGCUGGUGGCCGUCGCCGGCGAGAAGGGCGUGGUGCGCGUGUGGGACGUGCAGGCGGGCAGGCAGGUGUACCAGCAGGGGGACCCCCGGGAGGGCGGCCCGGCAGUGACCCAGCUGCUGCACUGCCCCGCCCUCUCCAUGCUGGCGGUCGUGACCGCCGAUCACAACGUCGCGCUGCACGCCCUCCCCUCCUUCGCCGCCCACAAGCAGCUGGUGGGGUUCAGCGACGAGGUGCUGGACGCGGUGUUCGUGGGCGCCGGGGACUCGCACAUCGCGGUCGCCACCAACAGCCCCGACAUCAAGCUGUACGACGCAGCGGCCAUGGGCUGCCGGCUGCUGCGCGGCCAUUCGGACAUUGUGCUGUCGCUGGCCGUGAGCCCCGCGGAGCCCCGCCUGCUCGCCUCCUCCGCCAAGGACAACAGCGUGCGCGUGUGGCUGGUGGAGGAGGCCGUGUGCUGCCUGGCCGUGGGGCGCAGGCACACGGCGUCUGUGGGCUGCGUGGCGCUGGGCUGGAAGCAGGCGGGCUUCGUGGUGUCCGCGAGCCGGGACUGCUGCCUGAAGCUGUGGGACGCGCCCGCCCGCCUCGCCCCAGGGGAGGAGCAGACGCUGGUGGUACGAGCCACGCAGCGAGCCCACGACAAGGACAUCAACUGCGUGUGCGUGUCGCCCAACGACCAGCUGCUGGCGACCGCCUCCCAGGACAGGACCGCCAAGCUGUGGGCGGCCGCGGACCUGUCUCUGGUGGGCGUGCUGCGCGGGCACCGGCGCGGCGUGUGGAGCGCGCGCUUCUCGCCCGUCGACAAGGUGCUGCUGACCACCUCCGCGGACUGCAGCGCCCGGCUGUGGAGCAUCGAGGACCUGGCCUGCAUCAAGACGCUGGAGGGCCACGAGUCGUCCGUGCUGCGUGGGGAGUUCGUGACGCGCGGGAUGCAGCUGGUGACGGCGGCCGCUGACGGCCUGGUCAAGGCGUGGAGCGUGAAGACGAGCGAGUGCGUGUGCACGCUGGAACGGCACAGUGACCGCGUCUGGGCCCUGGCAGUGUCGGGGGACGGCGCGGCGCUGCUGACGGGCGGCGCGGACUCCCUCCUCGUGCUGUGGCGUGACGUCACCGCGCAGAGGCAGCAGGCGGAGCGCGAGGACGCGCAGCGACGGCUGCUGCAGGAGCAGCAGUUGGCGAACCUGGUGCAGGGGGACCAGCUGUUGGCGGCCCUGCGCCUCGCCCUGUCCCUGGACCGCCCGCGCCUCGUGCUGCGUCUAGUCCAGGACGUGGUGCGCCGGGGCGACGCGGGGCUGGCAGACUCGCUCCGGCAGCUGGACGAUGCCCAGAAGCAGGCGCUGCUCAAGUGUGCGUCCGUGUGGAACACCAACAGCCGGAGCUGCUACCCCGCGCAGCUGGUGGUGUCGGCGCUGCUGGACGAGGUGGUGGGGGGCCGGCUGGUGGCGGCCGGUUGGCUCGAGGAAGUGCUGCCCUACACGCAGCGCCACUACGACCGCCUCACGCAGCUGCUGCAGGACGUGCAACUGCUGCACUACACGGCCGCCUGCAUGCGCCCGCAGGCGUCCUAGCGGCGACACCCGCCCGAACCCUGUCUCUCGUCACCAAAUAAAACUUGUAAACUCAA